Coffea arabica (coffee) is the source of this 783-nucleotide messenger RNA. Its product is annotated as monodehydroascorbate reductase 4, peroxisomal-like. Gene Ontology annotation, molecular function: oxidoreductase activity, acting on NAD(P)H. Gene Ontology annotation, cellular component: cytoplasm. NCBI's taxonomy places the organism in Eukaryota, Viridiplantae, Streptophyta, Magnoliopsida, Gentianales, Rubiaceae. The record is from RefSeq and is a predicted model, not a curated record.
AUGCAAUCGAGCAACACUUCAGUCUAUGCAGUUGGGGAUGUUGCCGCUUUUCCAGUAAAAAUGUUUGCUGAAACACGCAGACUUGAGCAUGUAGAUUCUGCGAGGAAGUCAGCAAGGCAUGCUGUUGCUGCUAUCAUGGAGCCAGAAAAGACGGGUGAAUUCGACUACCUGCCAUUCUUCUACUCCCGCGUCUUCACAUUGUCUUGGCAGUUUUAUGGAGACAACGCAGGGGAAGUAAUUCAUUUUGGGGAUUUCUCGGGAAAGACUUUUGGGGCUUAUUGGAUUAAUAAGGGUCAUCUUGUUGGUUCUUUUCUGGAGGGUGGAACCAAAGAGCAGUACGAAGCUAUAGCCAAGGCCACGAGGCUUAAACCGGCAAUUGAAGACCUGGGUGAGCUUGAGAGGCAGGGACUGGGAUUUGCUUUGACAGCAAGCCAGAAACCAUCAUCAUCAUCACCUCCUCUUGUUGCUGGCAGUUCUAAUCUCGUCAUCGAGAAACCAUUACACGCUUGGUACGCAACUGCGGGUGUGAUUGUGGCUGCAUCAGUAGCAACCUUUGCAUACUGGCAAAAAGUACAAAGGAUAUGCCUUCUGUGUUGGGGUGAUAUAAGUAGGCAGAUGGAGGUGCAAUGGUGCAGAAAGAAACUACAGAAUUUUCAAGCAAGCCAACAGUUCAAAUCUUCAACUCGUUGCAGCAAUUGUAAUGAUUACGGUCGCAUCCUGCGGAAGAGCACCAAGAACAAUGAAGAAUUUGGAGCUGAUUCUAGAAUGGGGUUUGGACCGUAG